AUGAGCAUAUCUAGACCAUAUAAAUCAGUUAAAAAGACUAAGUCGGGGAAUUCUGAUAAAAACCAGUCUCUGAUUUCCAGCUUCUUUGGGACAGCUGCAUCAGGUUCAACAAAAUCCAACAUAAAGAGAACGCCGCUAGUUUUAACAACCCCUGAAAAAGUGGCAUUGAAUAGAAGUAAUUCUUUCCUUUCCAAGGCUGUGGUUUCAAGUGGUACAUUCGAUGAGUUUGCUAGUUCAGAUACCUCGUUUGAUUCGCCUGAGAUUAAUAAUUUUAAAAACCCUGCGUUGGCCAGGUCUUUUAUGGGCCAAGAGUCCCAUAGAUCGCAAGUGGUAGAUUUGACACAAGAAGAUGAAACGGAUGUACAGGUCAUAUAUCAACUGUUAAACAGUCCUACUUCGCAUAUAAAGACCCAAAAAAAUGAAACGCAAAAGACGGGCAAUCCCCCAUUAAAAAGGGGCCAUCAAGACUUGUUGGAAAGGCUAAAUGGACAGCCUAGAAAAGUUCCCCGAAACUUUAAACUAACAAGCCCCCUGUUCACAUCUUUACAGCACACGUCACUGAUUCCAUUAAGUGAGGAGCAGCUAAAGGUGAUAAAGUAUAUAGUUCUGGAUGGACUCAAUGUGUUUUAUACUGGUAGCGCUGGUACAGGUAAGUCGAUUGUCUUACGUGAGUUGGUCCUGUCUCUUCACCUGAAGUACGGUGCCAGUAGGGUUGGCGUUACAGCAUCAACAGGAUUGGCUGCAUGCAAUAUUGGUGGUCAAACAAUUCAUCGAUUUUUGUCCAUUGGCUUGGGCACUGGAAGCGCCUUCGAAUUGUCCAAGAGAAUCAAAAAGAAUCCUGCCAAUUUAAAAAAGUGGAAGAAUUUGAAAGUAUUAAUUAUUGAUGAAAUCUCUAUGAUUGAUGGCAAAUUGUUUACCAAAUUGGAUGAAUUAGCAAAAAUUAUUCGUUCAAGUCAACUUCCUUUCGGCGGGAUUCAGGUUAUUUGUACAGGAGACUUCUUCCAAUUGCCUCCCGUCAACAAGGAUGGUCUGUCUGAGUUUUGCUUUCAAAGCGCAGCAUGGGAUAAAGUUAUCCAAAAGACUAUAUUAUUGACUCGAGUAUUCAGACAGAAAGGAGAUACUGAGUUGAUCGAUAUGUUGAACGCAUUACGUUACGGGAGUAUGAAUGACGACAUGAUUGCAAAAUUUUAUAAACUAUCAAGAAAUGUUGUUUAUGAUGAUGGUCUUGAACCAACCGAAUUAUUUCCUACUAGAGACGAAGUCAAGAGAGCUAAUCAAACAAGACUCAGCCAGAUUCCAAGUAGACCACUUAGGUUUAAAGCCGAAGACAACAUUUCAGAUGUCAAUCAUAUAAAGAUGCUAGAUAAUUUAAUGUGUGAAAAGGAAUUGGAGCUAAAAGAAGGAGCACAAGUGAUGUAUUUAAAAAAUCUUGAUGAUCAAAUAGUCAAUGGGUCAAUUGGAACCGUAACAUGCUUUAUGUCUUCAAAACUUUGGGAAAAGGUGAAUGAUGUUUACAAAGGAAAUUUAUACGACAUUGAUGAUCAAAUUGCCGAUGAGCUAAGGUUAUUAUCAUCCAGAGUUGGCUGCGUUGCAAACUGGUCUCCUGAAGAAACUGAAAAAUAUGACCGCAUACCAAACGAACGAAAAUCAAACUUUACAAAAUUGGCCGCUGUGGCAUCGAGUGAAUUGGUAUCUGACUUAUACCCAGUAGUAAAUUUCAAGACGGCCACAGGAAACACUCUUAUUCGUGUAACAAGAGAAGACUUUAGCAUCGAAGCAGGAAGAAUUAGAAAUUACACUGGGGGCGAAGCUGAUAAGAUCACUAGAUCCCAAUUGCCAUUGUUAUUAUCAUGGGCAAUAUCUAUUCAUAAAGCACAAGGUCAAACCAUCGACAGAUUGAAAAUCGACCUAAGAAAGAUCUUUGAAAAGGGUCAAGUCUAUGUUGCCCUUUCAAGAGCAACUAAUAAAGACCAUUUACAGAUAUUGAAUUUCGAUCCGAGGAGAAUUACCGCCUCUCAAGAUGUUAAACAAUUCUAUCAUAAAUUAGAAACAACACCUAAUCUAUAG
Molecule: messenger RNA, 2067 nt
Organism: Debaryomyces hansenii CBS767
Lineage: Eukaryota; Fungi; Ascomycota; Pichiomycetes; Serinales; Debaryomycetaceae
Exons: 1
Coding region: 1-2067 (688 amino acids)
Biological process (GO): telomere maintenance; DNA repair; DNA replication
Cellular component (GO): replication fork
Molecular function (GO): DNA helicase activity
Source: RefSeq, a predicted model, not a curated record